CUAGCACCGUAAUUGUGACUGGGCGCCCCGCGCGCGGCCAGCAGGUAUCCGACAGGGCCGCCUAGCUUGUGUCAAAACCCUCAGGCUAAAGCCUGGCCCUAUUAUUAGCCAGCACGGGAAGUCAGAUUUGAAGGAAUUCUGCUACAAGCUGAGGUUGUGUGCAGGGACGCUGAUGACCCUCUUGCUGCACACCCAGUGUACAGGGCUGAGAAUUGCAGGCAUGCUGAAGGUUUGCGAGGAGCAAAAACCAACGAAUAGACUCAACGGUCAAGGAUCUAGGGAGUUCUGAUCCAUCUCAGAAACUUUGGAGCACGAUUAAAUGGGCAACAGGCAUUCAAAUGGACAGGCCUGAUCACACCAAACUGUGAAUGGGUAAAAUCCUCUAUGAUGUUUCGCAGUGUUUCCACAUCUUGAUCUCUUGAUUACAAGUUUAAAGCAGAUAAAGCUGCAACAUAAAAAACAUGUUUCAAUGAUGGACAGAGUUCAGAAAGGAAGAGAGGUCUGCUUCUUCUAUGCCCUAGUGCUGAAGCAACCACCAUUUGUCUUGGUAAACUGGCAGUAGGGGAAAACCAGGUACCAAAAGGGGGUCCAGACCUUAGCCAGCUGUUCUGUCAGCAGGCCUGAGAAGUCAUGACAUGGCAGGGAAAGAUGAUCUGGGAAGCGCUCCCGUCCCCUACGACACUGCCCCCUCGCUUGGGCCACACCGCCACUCUGGUGGGAGAGAAAACCCUUUAUGUCAUGGGGGGCAGAGAGGGCGAAACUUUCAUGAAUGACGUUUGGACGUUUGACUGUGAGAGCGAGGAGUGGACAUGCUUGACAAAACAUGCCCCGUUCACCCCCCGCGCCUACUCCACCGCCACGCUCAUCAAGGGCCGCUACAUCUGGGUGGUCGGAGGCAGCAAUCAAUCGGACCUCUUUUGCGACAUCCACGUCCUCGACACCCGCAACCACACGUGGAGCAUCCCUCCUCUCCAGGGUGAGCCAAUGGAGAUCGCAGCGCAUGGCGCAGUACCGCACUCCCUCAUCCCCGACGCAAUCCUCCUUUUCGGGGGGUACGCCCGAGUCCGAGAAGACGAGAACGACUUCACCAACAAAGUCUUUGUGCUCCAUACCCAUACCCCCCGCUACGAAAAGCUCACGCCCACGGGCCCCUCGCCGCACAAGCUGGGGUACCACACGUUUACGAUUCUUGGGAAUCGGGUGUUUUCGUUUGGGGGGAAGAACAAGGGGGGGAAGCUGAAAGACCGGCUGCUGUCAGUAUAUGAUGUGGCCAUGAAUGCUUGGUUGGACGUUAAGGUGAAGGGGCUCGGGCCAGUGUCGAGAUCGGGGCAUUCGGCGAUGGCGGUGGGGGGAGGAAGUGUUCUGGUGUAUGGGGGCCGUAGCGGCGCACAGAGGCUGGCGGACUUCAGUUUGCUACAGGUCCUCUCGUCCGACAAUGACCACAAAUGCACCGUCCAAUGGCACCCCCUCCCUGGCACCGCGUGCAACUCUUCCGAACCCACAGACUCUCACCCGGGAGCUCGCUCCGCUCACACACUAAUCGCCCGCAGACGCUCCCUUUACGUUUUUGGGGGGUACGGCGGGGAUAAGCUGACAUACGCCAAUCCUUACGUCCUGCGUUACUUGCCGGCGCUUGACUCUUCAGAGGAUUUGGCCCGCACACCCCCCCCCCGAGUGUCUCCGACGCUGGGGCGGAGGACCCCCCCGAAACGAGUAGGAGUGGAAGCGGGGGUGGAGGAGGGGGCCGGUUGGCGCAGCUCCAAAAGGGCGGAGAUCAGAAAGGCGGUGCUUGCGGCAACGAAACCGGUGGCGUCGGUGGUGGGGGAUAGUCAGCCGGGGGGCCCUGAUGACGAACUAAUGAGUCCUCAUAAAGGACCCGAGCUGAGGAACGCCGCUGACCUGCGGGGGGGCAGAGCGGGGGGAAAGAGGGGCGCGGUUGAGACGGAGGGGGAGCCAGCGAAGAAACGGCAAAAGGGCGGGCCGAGUGCGAGGGCGGCGGCAGCGGAGGGGGUUGCAAGAAAGGAGGCCGGCGGGGGGGGGAGAACGAGGGUUGCGCGUAGGGGGGGGCCUCCGGAGACCAGUAGCAGUGGGGAGGGAGAGGAGUCGCUCGAGCAUGCGGAUGUGACGGAAACGCAAAGUGCGGCGGAACGGGGGGGAACGGGGCAACGGUUCGGGGGGGUCAGCGGAAGGGGUUGGCAGGCCCCCCACGGAAGGAGCCAGCAUGGGGGGGGGGCAGAAAAAGGCGGAAGGGGGAUUGGGGGAACGGAGAAAAGAAACGCAGGUGCAGAGGGGGCUCAAGAAAGGGGGGAUGAGGAGGAGGGCUUAGAAGCGCACCCAGCGGGGGCGUUCGCAUUUGAGCACGAGUCGGAAGAAGAGAGUCCGAAAGGCGCGCGGCGGAGUAAACGCAAGGGGGGGGCCGCUCGAGCUGCGAGGGACCCCCCUGGGGAGGGCCGUUUCGACAAACCGCAAGCAAAAGGGAUGGUGCCGGUGGGGAAGUCGACGGGACUAGCGGACUUCGAGCGGGAGCAUUAUGCAAAGACCGUGCAGAAGCUCGAGCAAGAAAAGGACGCGCUAGAGGGGCUGUUGCAAGAUAAGGUGGCGGCGGUCGCGCACCUAAGCGCAGAAAAGAAAGGCCUUGUCGGGGAGAAGGAUGGGCUGGCGCAGCAGGUGGUGCAGGCGGAGCAGCGGUGGGCCGCAGCCCGGGAUGAGGCCUCGAGAGUCAAGGAGGAGCGGGGGGCGUUGCAGCGGGAGCUGGAUGAGGUCAAAAAGCGGCUGAACCAGUCCGAACGCCAGCGGACGUCCGCCGAGGCGGAGCUGCGGACGGCAACGGCGAAAUUGGACGAGGCUUCAGCGCGGCUCUCGGAGACAUCGCUGCGGCGGGAAGCUCUCGAGGGGACGGCGCGGCGACUGGAAGAGGAACUAGAGAAGGAGCAGCAGCGGGCCGCGGAGUCGCGGCAGAGUCACGAGCGGGAACGGAACACGCUGAAUCAAGUGGCCCACGAGCGCGCGGCAGAGAAGGAGGCGCUGCGGGUGAAGCUGGAGGCGACGGGCGCGCGCAACGACCAGCUGCAGGAGACCGUGAGCACGCUGACGCGCGAGCUCGCGGACAGCCGCGCGCAGGUCGACGACGCGCGCGCGCAGGGGGAGAGCCACCGGGCCGCACUGACGCAGGCCAAGACGGAGAAGGUGCAGCUGGAGGCCGCCAAGGACGCCGCCGAGAAGACGUGCGCGGCGCUCUCCGCGGAGGUCGGGCGCCUGCGCGCGCACAGCGACAAGAUCGAGGCGGAGGAGGGGCGGCUCCGCACUGCGCUGGUGCAGGCGCAGGGCCAAAAUGAGUCGCUCCAAGUCGAGCUGCGACGCGCGCAGUCGGACGCGGCGCGGUUCAAGGACGAGACGGAGCGGCUGCGGUCGGACGUCCGAGAGCAUCAGGAGAUGGCGCAGAAGGUGGAGGGGGAGGCGCGCCAGCUGGCGGAGCAUGCGGCCCAGAUUCGGGCACUGGCGAACCGGCAGCUGCGUCUGCAGCCCCGCGAUCCGGGACUGGGACGGAUGUCGGAACAUGGAUAGGCGGGAAGAAAGGAGGGGGGAUAUGCAGUCUUAGUUGCCGAUAUUGAAAGACUUCUGUACGUCCUGGAGAUGCUUGGUGUGCAUGCAGCAUGUCAAGGUAUUUCAGUCGACUUGGGCAUGGUCCCAUAACUGCUGCAGGUAUACUUCAGUUCAAAACUCUAUUAUGAAACCUCGGAUCGAGUUGGUAGAUAUCGAGGUACUUUUUGGACAUUGACAUUGACACUACGUUAUGCUUUGACUAUGCAUUGGUCGGGAUUGGAAACUGCACUAUCCACGUAAGUCUGGCUGGGUUAUGAAAGAUUGGUGGGCGUCAAAAGCUCUUUCGUUGAGGGUUUGAGACCCGACUCCCUUGG
Klebsormidium nitens is the source of this 3917-nucleotide messenger RNA. The record is from the annotation of a GenBank genome assembly. NCBI's taxonomy places the organism in Eukaryota, Viridiplantae, Streptophyta, Klebsormidiophyceae, Klebsormidiales, Klebsormidiaceae.